Parnassius apollo (apollo) is the source of this 282-nucleotide messenger RNA. NCBI's taxonomy places the organism in Eukaryota, Metazoa, Arthropoda, Insecta, Lepidoptera, Papilionidae. The record is from the annotation of a GenBank genome assembly.
AUGGAUCGAAAUAGUCAAAGUAUUUUGUCAAUUCUUGAGGAAUCUGAUUUAGACAAAAACUCAUCUGAUAACGAUGAAUUGGAUAAAGAGGAUCACGUGAAUGUUUGUAGUCAGGCAAUCGAUACGGAACAAGAAAGCUCAGAAAGUGAUGACGAUAAUGUCUCGCUGAGUAAAAAUAGAAUGGAGUUGCAAUCCAGCGCGUCUUCGCUGCAACAACAGCCAGAAACAUCUUCAAGGCGUGAGGUAGGUCUACAAUAUUUUGGUAAAAAUGGGACAGUUUGA